Molecule: messenger RNA, 735 nt
Organism: Aspergillus niger
Lineage: Eukaryota; Fungi; Ascomycota; Eurotiomycetes; Eurotiales; Aspergillaceae
Exons: 4
Coding region: 1-735 (244 amino acids)
Source: RefSeq, a predicted model, not a curated record
AUGCAUAGGUUGCGAAUCGUUUUGCGGCAAACUGUUGCGUUGCUUUCGUUUCUACUGACUGGAUGGCCGAUGCAGUCGAAAAAUACUGAUACUCGGAGUAUGGCAUCCAGAUACCUUGGUUUUGGCAGCAGGACCUUGGGCUGGCAGCAUGUAGUGUCUAUUUUAGCUAAGCAUCUGAUGCUCAACAGCAGGGUUGUUGGGUCAGGAGCACAGUUAGGUCUAGUAACCAAGUGCGAUUUGGAAUAUGACGUUGCAGGCGCCCACCACUUUCCCACACCAGCCCCGGAGGUUGAAUUGGUGGCCCUCCACCAGUUGAGCGGAGGGGAGCAUCAUCAGCACCACCAUCAUCGUCAUCAUGCGACCCAAGCUAACCGAUCUGCCCACCCGAUCCCUCCAAGCAGGAUACACCUCCGAUCUGGCGUUCAUCAGCUUUAUCCACGACAGAUAAGGUGGGAUGAAGAGAAGAAGCGUGACUCUGACUUCCUCCGCCCGACGGCGCCGGGCUUGGCGGAGAUUUUGCGAGUUGAACGCGCCCUGGGCGAACCUAUUCAUUGUUGCUGUCUGAUUGUGCCUAUUGUGCUAGGUGACUUUUUGCACCUGCAAUAUCUUUCCCACUUUCCCCUGUUACUGAUUCUUUCUGAAAUUCUUGGACCUACACUGUAUCUGAGUCUCUUUGUGAUUGAGGUGGGGGUUUUUGAGAAAUUACUCAUCGGUCGAUCUACAUACCGUUCCUGA